Messenger RNA from Brienomyrus brachyistius, 5830 nucleotides. It is a transcript of the gene megf10, whose product is annotated as multiple EGF-like-domains 10. The record is from RefSeq and is a predicted model, not a curated record. The transcript is spliced from 25 exons. Bases 317 to 3679 code for a protein of 1120 amino acids. NCBI's taxonomy places the organism in Eukaryota, Metazoa, Chordata, Actinopteri, Osteoglossiformes, Mormyridae. Gene Ontology annotation, molecular function: protein binding; scavenger receptor activity.
UGUGUUGGGGCAAAUUGCUCUUCACCAUCCUUCACUUGUUGGGAUGUGUGAGACGCAAAACUCAACGCAACUUGACUAAGUGGCAUCAACAUAUCUUAGACUCGAACGUGUUUUCCUCUUUUGUUGGCGGAUGCGUGUCAAUUUCGCAUUAGUAAGAAUAUCACAGGUGUGAGAUCCCACGGGAAAACUUUUCCCCCCCCAUGAUCAUUUGUGGAUGAACUUCAAAUUGCUAAAAGUACCGUAGUCAGUGGAUCCAUGAGCCUGAAGAGGAUUCAGACCCUUGCAUGAACUAGGUGCUGUAAUUCUGCGGAGAACUAUGAUCGCGGCUCGCUGUCACUUUGGGCUCGUCCUGAUGGGCUGCCUGAUGAGGGCCACCUCUUCCCUCAACCAGGACGAUCCUAAUGUCUGCAGCCACUGGGAAAGCUACUCCGUGACGGUGCAGGAGUCCUACGCCCAUCCCUUCGACCAAAUUUAUUACACUAGUUGCACGGACAUCCUCAACUGGUUCAAGUGCACUCGGCACCGGGUGAGCUACAGGACGGCGUAUCGCCGGGGAGAGAAGACCAUGUACCGCCGGAAGUCCCAGUGCUGUCCCGGCUUCUAUGAGAACCUGGAAGUGUGUGUCCCCCACUGCGCCGAGAAAUGCGUCCACGGUCGCUGCGUGGCCCCCAACACCUGUCAGUGCGAGCCAGGCUGGGGGGGGGCCAACUGCUCCAGCGCAUGUGACAGCAGGCACUGGGGGCCCCACUGCAGCAACAGGUGCCAGUGCAAGAAUGCUGCUCUGUGCAACCCCAUCACUGGCUCCUGUUUGUGUGCGCCGGGCUACCGUGGAUGGCGCUGCGAGGAGCGCUGCGAGCCAGGCUCCUACGGCAGUGGCUGCCAGCAGCACUGCCAGUGCCAGAACGGGGCUACCUGCAACCACGUGACGGGGGAGUGCCGCUGCCCGCCGGGCUAUACCGGAGCCUUCUGCGAGGAGCUGUGUCCCCCGGGCAAACAUGGACAACAGUGUGAGGAGCACUGUCCCUGCCAGAAUGGGGGCGUUUGUCACCACGUGACUGGGGAGUGUACCUGCCCCCCAGGGUGGAUGGGCGCUGUGUGCGGGCAGCCGUGCCCAGAGGGUCGCUACGGGAGGAACUGCACGCAGGAAUGUCAGUGUCACAACGGGGGGACGUGUGCGUCGUCCACAGGGCAGUGCCAGUGCAGCCCCGGCUACAUCGGAGAGAGGUGCCAGGAAGAGUGUCCCGUUGGCACCUACGGUGUGGCCUGCAGCCAGACUUGCCUCUGUGUCAAUGGCGCCAAGUGCUACCACAUCAGCGGGGCGUGCCUAUGUGAGGCGGGCUACACCGGGGGGCACUGCGAGGUGCGCCUCUGUUCCGAUGGCGUCUACGGCCUCAAGUGUGAUCGCCACUGCCCCUGCCACAUCCACAACACCCUCAGUUGCCACCCCAUGUCUGGUGAAUGUACCUGCCGGCCCGGUUGGUCGGGGCUCUACUGCAACGAGACGUGCACCCCAGGCUUUUUCGGGGAGUCCUGUCAGCAGGUGUGCCAGUGCCAGAACGGGGCCGACUGCCACAGCGUCACCGGCGAGUGCGUCUGCGCCCCAGGAUUCAAGGGUGUCGACUGCUCCACGCCAUGUCCAGUAGGGACCCACGGGAUGAACUGCUCCUCCCCCUGCAGCUGUAAGAACGAUGCCGUCUGCUCUCCGGUGGAUGGCUCCUGCGCCUGCAAAGCAGGUUGGCAUGGUGUAGACUGUUCCAUUAACUGCCCCAGCGGCACCUGGGGCCUGGGCUGCAACCUGACGUGCCGCUGCGGUGAUGGUGGGGCCUGCGACGCACUCAGUGGCACAUGCACAUGCGCACCAGGGUGGAGAGGCGAGAAAUGCGACUUCCACUGUGAGGAAGGGAAGUAUGGAAUGGACUGCAAGCAGGAGUGUGACUGCAGCCACGCUGAAGGGUGUCAUCCUGCCACUGGGUACUGCCACUGCCAGGCAGGCUGGACGGGAAUCCAUUGUGACAGUGUCUGCACCGAAGGCCGCUGGGGUCUCAACUGCACGCUACCCUGUGACUGCAAGAAUGGGGCGUCCUGCUCCCCUGACGAGGGCACGUGCGAGUGUGCCCCCGGGUACCGUGGGGCCAUCUGCCAGCGCAUCUGUUCACCCGGGUUCUUUGGCCAUCGCUGCAGCCAGGCGUGUCCGCAGUGCGUGCACAGCAAUGGCCCCUGCCACCACGUGACGGGCCAGUGUGACUGCCUGCCAGGCUUCAAGGGAGCCCUCUGCAAUGAAGUGUGUCCCAGUGGCCGAUUUGGGAAGAACUGCGCGGGGCUCUGCACCUGCACCAACAACGGCACCUGUAACCCCAUUGAUGGCUCCUGUCAGUGCUAUCCCGGCUGGAUAGGCAGUGACUGCUCCCAGCCCUGUCCACCAGGCCAGUGGGGCCCCAACUGCAUCCACACCUGCAACUGCCACAACGGGGCCUUCUGCAGCGCCUACGACGGCGAGUGCAAGUGCACCGCGGGCUGGACCGGCCUCUACUGCACGCAGCGCUGCCCGCUGGGCUUCUACGGGAAGGACUGCUCCCAGAUCUGCCAGUGCCAGAACGGGGCCGACUGCGACCACAUCUCAGGCCAGUGCACCUGCCGCACGGGGUUCAUGGGAAGACACUGCGAGCAGAAGUGCCCCCCUGGCUCCUACGGAUACGGCUGCCGUCAGGUCUGCGAGUGCCUCAACAACUCCACCUGCGACCACAUGACCGGCACCUGCUACUGCAACCCAGGCUGGAAGGGCGCCAGGUGUGACCAAGCUGGUGUGAUCAUCGCAGGCAACCUCAACAGCCUGACCAGCACCGUGGUGCUGGCCGACUCCUACCAGAUAGGAGCCAUAGCCGGAAUUGUGGUCCUGGUGGUCCUGGUCCUCUUCCUCCUGGUCCUCUUCGUCAUCUACAGGAGGAAACAGAAGGGAAAGGAGCCCACCAUGCCAGCCGUCACCUACACACCGGCUGUGCGUGUCAUGAACACAGACUACGCUGGCGCAGAGACCCUACCACAGACUGGCGAGGCACACCCAAAUAGCAACUAUUUCUCAAAUCCAAGCUACCACACACUGACCCAGUGUACCAGUCCCCCACACAUCAACAACAUCCCCUAUGGGAAGGCAAAGAACAACCAGCUGUUUGUGAACCUGAAGAACGUGGACCACAGGAAGCGACCGCCGUCGAUGGAGCAAACGGGCACCCUGCCGGCGGACUGGAAGCAGGGAGGAUGCUUCAACGAGCUGGGAGCUUUUGGAGUCGACAGACACUAUAUGGGAAAAUCCCUUAGAGACCUGGUGAAGGGGACCCCCUACCACGCCAGUUCCUGUUCCCUGAACAGUUCCGAGAACCCUUACGCCACCAUCAAGGACCCGCCCCUCCUGCUGCCCAAGAACACGGAGUGUGGCUAUGUGGAGAUGAAGUCGCCGGCCCGGCGGGACUCGCCCUACGCGGAGAUCCACGGCUCCAGCCCCACCAACAAGAACGUGUAUGAAGUCGAACCUACGGUGAAUGGUCAUUCAGUCAGCAACAAUAACGGACCCCUCGGCCAGGACCCAUACGACUUACCAAAGAACAGCCACAUCCCCUGUCAUUACGACCUCCUGCCCACACGGGACAGCCCUCCCUCACUGCACAAGGAUCUGGGCGAAUGAGCUCUCAGAUACACUAAGGGACCAUGUGACUCCGCCCUCAUUGGCCUCAUGCCGUUUCCCCGCCCCACUUCCUCCCAUCCCCUUCACCAGUAUGCUGGUUGUUCUGAUUCAUAUUUACUUUCACUGUAAUCAUUCUAAAUUGUGCUUGUCCGAGUUCUUCCUUUAUUUGACAUUCAGAUAAAUCUCAGAGUCUUAAGUUCUUCCAGACACUAUGGUCUUAUACAAACACGGUUUCAUCAGUGGUUCAGCGAUGUGUAACGUGGGUUGAGAUUGGAGUCUGGUUUUGUUUUUUAAUGGUUAUGUUUUCAGCAUGCAGCUUCCUAAAUGACCAGAUAAUAGUUAUGCUUCAAACAGAGACAUCAUCAACAUGACACCUAGCUGGGUAUAUGGAAUAAUAAGAAUCAUGGAAGGAUGAAAGGAUAGAUGGAUGGAUGAAUGGAUGGAUGGACGUAUAUUUAAAUCAUUCCACUCAUUUAUGAUGCAUAUCACUUGAGUCUUCUAUAAUAUACAGAUAUGAAACAAAUUUCUAUUUUUUUAUGGAGGAAUAACCAUUGGCAGUAUUAUACAAUUGGCCAAUCGAUACGAUUAUAAGGUGUAAUCGCUUUAGUGUUUUUUGAAAGGAUAAUAGUACUGUACUGAAACAUCUGAAAACAUUUUACAUCACUUCUUUCUUGUUAUUAUCGAAGAUGCUUAAUAUUGCUAAUCUGUAAAUGGUCAAUCAGUACUAAGGAUGACCAAAGUGCCACAGUAACCUUCAGUGUCUGAUUUUUUUUAAAUUCACAUUGCAGGUAGAAAUGUCUAGAAGGACCGAGGCCCCACAGAACACAUGAAUGAGCUGUCGGCAUUUUUUAAAUCAGUGCAGCAGCUUGUUAAAAUUUUGCCAUGUCUUUGUUCCUUUAAUGAUUAAAUGUUUGCCACAGCACAGGGGGUGUCAGAUCUGGGAAUAUUUAUCCCUGGUGAAGGUUCUCGGACAAAGGAUUAAAAAUGAAGCAUAGUAUCUUCAGAUGAUAUAACCCAGGACCCUCCAGAUAUGGCCCUCGAUUCCAAAUCCAGGCCAUGUUUUCAGGUCUCCCAGGGAGUUAAUAAUUAGUGAUUCUAAUUGACCAGAGGCUUCACAACUGGCUCACAGGUAAAGGAAGGCUGGACAAUCGGCCAGGCUCAGCCCUAGAGGACCAUGAUUUGAAUAACCCUAAUAUAACCAAUACAGGCCAAAAGUACGUCUCUGUGAUGAAAUAACAGCACUAUUUAACACCUCUACACCCACUCUGAUAUUUUACAAAAAAAUACUGAGUUAAAUCCAUGCUUAAGCUGGUCUUUCGCAUCAAAGAAAGAAAAAACAUUUUGUAAACCAUGAUUAGAUAGAUACAAAAAUGCUUACUUCAUUGACUUUUUUUUAACAAUUUAAAUAUCUGUAUGUAUUAUUUUGGAUGUUAUUUUCAUUUCUACUGAAUGGCACAAGGACAGUCACUAGUCUUGAACUAUUCUGAGCCAGGUAUGAGAAAACGUUGUACAAAGACUGUAUAUAGCUGUAAAUCACUUUAAGACAUAAGUGAUGUGUGGUGUUGACAUGUAAACAUGACAAAAUGCCCUGUUUUCCCUGUGUGAUGCAGCAUAGUGUGGAUGGUAGGUGAGUUUUGCACCCUAAACUUUGCUGUCAGAGGUUCAUUUAGUAUAUACAAAAAAAAUGUAUUAUGUUUUACUUAUUUCCUAAAUCCUUUUUUUACAAAUUACAUGUAGACGAUGAUACAAUUGUAUAUUAAAUGUUUUUAUUAUUAUUUUUGAUCACAAUUUAGGCAAAUAUAAUUCUUUUUUAGCUUCUAAAUUGUAAAAUGCGCAUAUGAGAAAAUAAAAAAAGAUCCAUUGGAUUGUAUUAUAAAUACGACGGCAAUAUGUAUGUAUGUGUAUAUAAUUCGCAGUGUAGCUCGUUUUGGUUUCUAAGGUUUCUUUUAAUUUGUAAGGGUACUUAAAAAUUGCACAUUCAGUUCAACCUCUGUCCCCAAAGAAGUCAGAAGACAGUGAGAUUUCCUUAUGACAUGAAUAUCCUUGUGAUAUUUCCUUAAAUCUUUUACACAUACUAUAAAUUGCUUUUUGGUGCUGUAGAUAAUUGCCUGUAUGCGCCUGAGCUUUUCAAUAAAAUGACCUCUCUGUUCA